This is a messenger RNA of Galendromus occidentalis (western predatory mite), 637 nucleotides long. RefSeq lists its product as uncharacterized. The record is from RefSeq and is a predicted model, not a curated record. NCBI's taxonomy places the organism in Eukaryota, Metazoa, Arthropoda, Arachnida, Mesostigmata, Phytoseiidae. Bases 5 to 571 code for a protein of 188 amino acids. The transcript has 3 exons.
CGCCAUGACGAGAACAUCCGGGCAGGGGUUCUUCCCCGGCUUCCCUGUCGGUUUCGACCCAGGUUUCGGUCCAGGAUUCGGACCGGUGUUCGGUCCAGGUUAUGGCCCCGGCUUCGGUCUGGGUGGGUUCGCGGGUGCAAGAGACCCUUUCAUGGGUCCGCCGGUGUUCAGGUUCGGCGAUUCCAUGGAUUCAUUGUUCUGCCGGAGCAUAACGCCCGAAUCGAGAUACAGACUCACGAUUGAAACCGAGAACUCGACCCACACAGUGAACGUCACGGGUCAAGACGUGCUCGACUGCUUGACUGAGGAGCACAGACGAUGCAGCGCCGCAGUGAUGUUCAACGACGAUUUCUUGAACUGUCUAAGCGACACGAACAACGACGACUCGGAUUCGACCGAAUCUUCUAUGGCGGAGAACGAAACCGAGGCAACAAGUUUGAGCACUGACGCGGUCAGCGCAACGACAGGAGCGAGUUCCAUCGACGCCACGGAGACGUUUACUGUUGGCACGCCAUCUACCGCACAACCGACUGCAGAAAACGCUGAGGGCGAAAACGUGAAUGUUAUAUAAGAGGACUGAAGCAAGCGGCGCAGUCAACUCGAUUGUUUCUUAGAAUAAACCCGAGAGUCUCUCGUU